Messenger RNA from Polistes dominula (European paper wasp), 2101 nucleotides. RefSeq names its product RCC1 and BTB domain-containing protein 1. Gene Ontology annotation, molecular function: protein binding. The record is from RefSeq and is a predicted model, not a curated record. NCBI's taxonomy places the organism in Eukaryota, Metazoa, Arthropoda, Insecta, Hymenoptera, Vespidae.
CAAAAAUUGACAAUAACAAUUUUAAAUCGAAUUUUUUCAUUAGUGAAUUAAUUAUACGUGAAUCAAAUUAUCAGAAAGGUUUUACCGUUCCCCUUUGCAAUGAAUCACUGUGAAGGUUAAAGUGUUUAUAAAGUAACAUUAAUAUUAAAGUUUGUGUUUAAAAAUUCAUUCAGUUAAGAAAAAAAUUACUAUAUAAAAUACAAUAUGUCUUCCGAAUUAAGAAAUUGGCCAAUUUUUACUUUAUUAGAACCUAAGUUUACUGCAAAUAUUCGUAUGGUCGUGGUAUAUGGUAAUUUAGGAAAUGAAGCUUUAAUUGUAACAAAAGAUAAUCAAGUGUUUAGUUUGGGAUGUAACAUUACUGGUUGUCUUGGAACAGGCGAUACAUAUAAUACCCUUCAUCCUAAAAAAGUAGAAGCCCUUUGUAACAAACAUAUUAAAACUUUUGCUUAUGGCAGUGGUCCACAUGUAUUGGCACUUACAAUGAAAGGAGAGGUAUAUGCUUGGGGACAUAAUGGUUUCUGUGAAUUGGGUAAUGGAUCAACAAUUCAUGGAUUGACUCCGACUCGUGUAGGAAUGCCAUUGACUGAAAAAAAUGUGAUAGAUAUUGCGUGUGGAAGUCAUCAUUCUCUUGCUCUAACGGAUGAAGGAGAGAUAUAUGCGUGGGGACAAAACAACUGUGGACAAGUAGGUAGUGGUCUUAGUUCUAAUCAAGGUGCACCACGUAGAAUUAAUUCUGCAUUAACCGGUAAAAAAGUUGUCUCCAUUACAUGCGGCCAGACGUAUAGUAUGGCAGUUACUAAUAGUGGUGAAAUUUAUGGAUGGGGUCACAACGGUGUUGGACAAUUGGGAAAUGGAAGUUAUGCUAAUCAAUUGAAUCCGUGUAAAGUUGCUGGUUUAGUUGGAGUAAUUAUAGAAAAAGUCGUCUGCGGUUAUGCACAUACGUUAGCGUUAAGUGACGAAGGUGUUCUUUACGUUUGGGGAAGUAAUAGUUAUGGUCAAUUAGGUCUUGGUAAUAAAACAAAUACAUGUGUUCCCAUGAAGUUAUUUAUCAAACAAAUGGGAAGAGUAUCUGAUGUAGCAGCAUUGCAUUAUGAUCAUAUAAGUGUUGCAAUUGGAGAAGGAAAUAAAGUUUUUAUGUGGGGUCAAUGUCUUGGACAGAGCAUUACAAUACCAACACCUACUCCAUUAACAAAUUUGCAUGAUGUUUUGGCUUGUUAUGCAUCACCAAGAGUAAUGCAUCGUCCAUUGUAUCUUUAUGCAGCAGAAGAAUCGAGUAUCGUGGAUUGUCUGAGAGAUGCAUUUAAUGAUUCUACAACAAGUGACUUGACGAUACAGGUAGAUGGUAAACCUAUUCAUGUUCAUAAGGCUGUAUUAAAAAUACGAUGUCAAUAUUUUAGAACCAUGUUUCAAGGAGCUUGGGCAGAAAAUAGUCAAACUGUUAUUGAACAUGAUCAGUUUUCUCAUGACGUUUAUAAAUCAUUUUUGAAAUAUUUGUAUACAGAUGAAGUUGAUCUUCCUCCUGAAAGUGCAUUAGAAUUGUUAGAUUUAGCAAAUGUAUAUUGUGAAGCACAAUUGAAAAAACGAUGCGUUCAAAUAAUUAAAAAAGGAAUUACCGUUUUAAAUGUGGCUUUUUUAUACAGUACAGCGAUCGAGUACAAUGCUCAAGAGUUGGAAGAUUUUUGUUUUAAAUUUGCAUUAAAUCAUAUGACUGCAGUAAUACAAACGACUAAUUUUGCUAAAUUAGACGAAACUACGGUGAAAACAUUUAUAAUCAAAGCUGCUCAAUCAGGAGCUUUUAAAACAUAAUUUUCUUUUUGUUUGUUUGUUUGUUUGUUUGUGCUAUAUAAAAGAUCUUGUAAUUAAAUUAAUAUAAGUUAUAGUAUUAUAUUAACAUAUUGACAUACAUAAGGCAAUGACUCUUCUUGCAAAAUAAUCUUCUUUAGACGAAUGCAAGAAAUCGUCGUCAGACCAAACGAUUAUUUUUCAAUAAGUUAUGAUCAGUGUUUUUUUUUUUUUUAAUUUUAUUACAUAAAUAUAUGUAUAUAUAUUUUCUCAUCUGUUGAAAGUAAACAAUAGUUAUGUCAAAAAAAAAAAAAAAAAA